GGAUAUUUCGGUUUCCCACCAAAAUCCAAAGCGCAGAAGAUAUUUAGAGAGAGCCUCCACUUCUGUGUAGGAGAUGAAGAAGCAGACCCAGCUCACUGAUCAGUGGUGUUGAGAAAGAAAAGGAAUUUAUAUUUCUUCUUCUCCCUCCCUCCGUCCCUUCCUCUCCCUUUCUCUCUGUAGGCUUUUUCUUAUCAUCUGCGAUGUUGCAGUCCCACUGCUACCACCACGUUCUCUUCUCAAUCCCCUCUGUUCCUUUGUCGCUCCCGCAUAGCCCCUCUCUCUCUAUUCCUUUAACUUUGUCCCCUUUUCUCAAUUUUCUUCACAAACCCACAAUUCUUCAUCCUGUUUCAGCCACUCCUCCUUCCUCUUCUUCACCAUGGUUAACUCAUCUUGCAGAACUCGCGGCUACGGCGCAAGAUGGCCCCAUCGAACUUCCAUUGUCUACGCCCUCCAUUUUCGCCACCACGGACGAGCCUUCUACAAUUCAAAUCGCUACCAGUGUUCUUCUCACCGGAGCCAUCACAGUCUUCCUCUUUCGAUCCAUCCGGCGUCGGGCAAAACGUGCCAAAGAAUUGAAAUUUAGGUCUUCGGGAGUGAAGAAGUCAUUGAAGGAAGAAGCAUUAGAUAACUUGAAAGCGAUGGGGUCAUCUUCGAUUGAAGCUAAGGGUACACCUUCACCUGUUCAGGCAUUGAUAGGGGGAAUAUCAGCUGGUAUUAUUGCUCUUAUUCUCUAUAAAUUCACUACCACCAUUGAGGCAGCUCUAAAUCGCCAAACAGUUUCAGAUAAUUUCUCGGUGCGCCAGAUAACAAUCACCGUAAGGACAAUAGUGAAUGGCUUGUGCUACCUCGCUACAUUUGUUUUUGGCAUCAACUCCAUAGGUUUGUUCCUUUAUUCUGGCCAGCUUGCCUUGAACUCCCUUACGGAAGGUUCAACUGAAAAGAAAACUGAAAGCCAAGGCGUUGGACGGCAAGGUUUAUCAAAUUCAUCAGUUGAGGGUCCCGCAAAUAACACUCAACUGAGCAACAGGACUGAAGAUGAAACUUCGAACGAUAAACAAUAGUGAGAAUCUAAUGAAGUUGAAGUGGAGGAACAGGUCCAGAUCCUCUUACUGAUUUGUAGAGGUGAUCUUCACCAUGGCUCUUUCACUUUUGAGAGUCAUGGUCAAUUGGUUUGAAGUCAAUCUACCUUCGAUGUAAUUAUCAGUCUUAAAAUAGAAUGCGGUAGAGGCUACCUUAUUUUA
This is a messenger RNA of Prosopis cineraria, 1241 nucleotides long. RefSeq lists its product as uncharacterized. Gene Ontology annotation, cellular component: chloroplast thylakoid membrane. The transcript is spliced from 4 exons. The record is from RefSeq and is a predicted model, not a curated record. NCBI's taxonomy places the organism in Eukaryota, Viridiplantae, Streptophyta, Magnoliopsida, Fabales, Fabaceae. The coding region runs from base 201 to 1061 and encodes 286 amino acids.